Protomyces lactucae-debilis is the source of this 1176-nucleotide messenger RNA. RefSeq lists its product as uncharacterized. The transcript has a single exon. The record is from RefSeq and is a predicted model, not a curated record. Bases 1 to 1176 code for a protein of 391 amino acids. Lineage: Eukaryota; Fungi; Ascomycota; Taphrinomycetes; Taphrinales; Protomycetaceae.
AUGAGGUAUCCAUACUCAUGUUUAACGCUGCUCUUCUCCAACCCUCGAAUUUCUAGCGAUGUUGCUGGGCUCCUUAAGCACUUGGGACGCUUUUUCAUUGAGAAUCGGUCACCUCCAAUUGCAAGUUUGAUCAUAAGCGACCAACAUUCCCGUCUUAGCAACGCAACGGCGAUGCCCUCCAUCAUCUUUACCAUGUUCAGCUUAGGAAGGCAUGUCUGGCUUCAAUUGUCCUGGCUCAUCUUCGCCGCUCAUAUCUUGACAAAUUGGACUGACUCACAAACUGUUUUGGGUGUGAGGACCCCACUCCCUGCAAACGAACGCAGUCGACAAAGCCUUGGUGUUGGCAGCUCCAGUUAUGAAGGACCUUCGCCAAUGCCCUCGACGUAUUCAAUAAUCGAGUCCUCGCAGCGUCUUUGCUACAAUGUCUCUUUUGACUUGUUGAAACUUCAGCCUCUACAGCUGCCGAGCAAAAGGAAACGACCCUCCGACGACCGUGAACAGUCAAGUACAAGUGUUGUUGCUCACUCAGCGGAUUGUUCUACAGCUUGCACCGAUCAGAUCAAUAGUUAUAUUCGAAAUUGGUGUGCAGCUCAGUCUGCAUUCACAGCUGCUUCUGCCUCUUGCAUCCGAGCGCAGAAAUUCCGCAUCAUACGAAAGUCUUACAUUGAUCAUUCUGCUGGCAAAUCCUGCUCAAAGCCAGGAUGUAACUUUGCUGAGAUAGACGCAACUUGCGCCUGUGAACUGUCUCUUGGGUUUGAUUGGAUCCACAUGCCGUUGAAGAAGUACGACAAAAAGUCCUAUCAUGUUCAUCCAGAGGCUGAAUCCGACUGGAAGCUUUAUGGAGGAGCGAACACCUUUCGUUGCUCUGUCUCUUGGAUUCAAGAUAGGCUCAAGCUUGAUGGCUGGCAAGCAAAAAGUCAUACGUUGUACAAUGUUCUGAUCCCUUGCGGAAAAGAUCCUGUGCUACAGGAAGGCUGUACGUGCUACCCAGAAGAUUACAGGCGCGGGCUGGAACAAUGUCUAAGACACACUAUUGAUGCUAAACCUUGUUACGGCCCACAGUCCUCUGAGGUGCUCGGCUGUCUGCGAUUGAGCUUGCAAGACUGGCAGAAUCUCUACAAUUCAUGGGAGUCUCAUUGUGACUGGUGUCCAAACUGGCCACUUGAGUUGUGGUGA